UGCGUUGUGUGCAAGCGUCUUACAGGGGGGCUAUGGAUGGACUGCGUUUACCUCCACUCAUCGAGGAGGCUUUGGACUCUACAGAUGACCCGUGCGAUCUGAAAGCCGAGUGCAGCCCCACCAUGGACAACGAGAUCACAGCCAAGGAGAGAGGCGUCCUGGAGGAGAACAACGAGAAGGAGGAGAUGGACCAGGAGAGAGCUCAGGAGGAGGAAGGGGAGGAGAAGAAGCUGAAGGAAGAGGAAGGCGAGGGCGAGGAGAAGAGGAGGAAGGAGCAGGAGCCGCUGACGGAGGAGCAGGAGCUGGAGGAGCUGAGGGCCCAGGUGCUUCAGAUGCUUCUGGAGCUGGAUGAUGCUAGAGAGACCUCCAACAAACAUCAGGAGGCUUUUCACGAGCUGCAAGGUCUGCUGGAGGACGAGCGUCUGGCCAGUGCACAUCAGGCUGAAGCAUUUACACGCCAGAUCCAGAACCUACAAGCCCAGCUUCGCUCAGUGCAGGAGGAGAUGGACAGCCUGGAGGAGGAGAAGGAGAGCGAGCUGGCUGAGGCCCAGGAGGAACUGCGUGUGGCUCAGGAGGAGGUACUCCUCCUGCAACAGGCAGCAGAGGAGGCAGCCGCAGAGAGGGAGAACGACAUCGCCUCGCUGCAGGAGGAGCUCUGUCGCCGACGGGCCGAGCUCCAGCGCCUCAGUGAGGAGACGCAGGAGUACGAGCUGGAGAUCACAACCCUGAGGGCCGAGAUCAACAUGAAGAGCCAGCGCAGGGAGGCUGAGAGGAGAGAGGGUGACGUGGACCUGCUGAAGGAGGAGUGCCGUAUGCUAAAGGAGGAGUGUCAGACCCUGAAGGAGGAGAACAGACGUAUCUCUGAGAGGCUGCAGCUGCUCCAGAGACAGAGGACAUGCUCCAGUGUGUACCUGUCACUGAAAGAGGAAGAUGGUGGAGAAGGCACAGAGGGAAAGGAGACAGAGAUUGGCUCCGACGAGGUCAUGACGGAGAGCUACAUGACCAUGGCCCAGUCUGAGAACUGUCGCCUGGUAGACGCCUCCAUCCAGAAGAACAUUUCAUUCGAUGGGAAGCCUGUGACACCUACUGGCUGGAACGGAGGCAUUGGGGAGAUCUUUUCCCUGAGGGACCAGCUAAAGCAGGCAGAGGAGAAGGCCUCACAGGUUCAGAGAGAGUGUGAUGGUCUUAAGAUGGAGCUGCAGGAGCUGCAGGUACUUUACGACAGCAGCCAGAGGGAGAGAGCAGAGCUGGAGGAGGAGCUCCAGCGCUGCAAGGCAGAGCUGGAGAAGCUGUCAGAGGGGGCUCAGAGAUUCAUCCAUUCGUCUGAGCACCCUGUUCUCUCCAUCCCCUUCAUAGGAAUGAUUGUAAUAGUGGCUGUGGUCUGGUGCUGGUUGUCGGAGCUGGCGUCCCAGAGGGCAAGGGGAGUGAGGUAGGUUGGAACUCCAUUUUGACUAUCACUGCAGCCACAGCAGUGCUGCUCAUGAUGACUAGCUUGUUGAGAGCUUUCGUCCGAUGUUGACUGGAUGGGCAACAACUGCACAGGGACAGACGUCUGCUUUAGACCAGCCCUCGUCGUCUCCAGCCACGUCUAUAGACUGAACUGGAAAACUCUAAAUGUGACAGAACUGACAACUGCAUCGUAGAAAAUUUAUGGAAAUUAUGUGUUGACUGAGAAGGUACUACAUGCACGCACAGACUGAGAAUGAAGUGCUCAGUAGGAUUUGAGAUUGAAGGGUGGUUGUGAUGAUGAGUCGACCUGCAGAGAGCCCUCAUGAGGACUGAUCUCACUCCGCUAAAUGUAUGCCAGUGCUGUGUCAUCCCCUCUGUGUCUGUGGAUGUUUCUUUCCUUUGGCUACAAAUGUGUUAAAGGGAGGGGGUGAUUUUUAAUGUGGUUUCAUUUACUUUAACAUUUAUUUAUGUAUUAGUUUGUUAAAAUAUUGUCUUUAAGAAAAUAGAAACAUGAAGUCUGGCCUUUAAUGCACUGAAAUCCCCAAAGGGUGUAAACAUGCCUGUAAAAUAUUAACAGAAAAGUGGUUUGUUUGUGAUAAAGUUGUUGUAAAUGAGUCUGCUUUUAAAUAUUUUGUUGCUCUUUCCAAAUACUCUGGAUGAAUUAAUGUUGUCCUGCCUAAUAUAUCUCGCCCCACACACUUGGAUAUCUCUCCCUCUCACCCCCAAUGACAUACAGUAUUUUACAAAGUGAGCAGGAAUGGCUAACUGAUCUCCUGUCAGUUGAAGCUCGGUGUGUCAAGCCGAUGUUUAACCCGAUGUCACCCCUGAAGACUGGAGCUGCUCUUCUUCACAGUGGUGUUUUUUAAGGUUCUGCACUUUGCUCCAGGCUCUGCCACUUCUACUCUUGUCUUUUGUCUGACUCUGUAAAAAGAUAACUCCCACCAUCCCCUUUAAUUAUCACUUUAAGCAAGAUGCCAGAGAGGAAGCUCUGUAUUUCUGCUUCAUCUUAUUUGCAUUUCAGUCUGAAUAUCUUUCAAUUUCAUUGUUAUACUGAAGUUGUCUACACAUUAGAUAAUUUCCAACCAAUUUUUAAAAUGUAGAGGACCACAGACGUAAGGACAGUUUCAACCAAUUUUUUAACAUAAUAUUCUGAAUGCACAAACUACACAAUUUGACCACCAGCACACGUGCUGAUUGCUGUAAUGACUUCACAGUGGUGAUUCCACAGAUACAAGAGUUUGCAAGAACUAGCAUGAGCAAACAUGACUUUAGAAGAAAAACAAAAAUAUGGAGGACAGUCGGCAUGCUCAGUUGACUGUCCUGGUGUGCUUUCUGUUUUGCAGAAUAAAAAAAAAAAAGGCAAAAAUACAGAGAGAAUCCUGGCUGAGAAGACAGCAUAGCUGUGUUUAUGUGUUUAAGCCCAGUUCAGACCAAAGAGGAGUUCAAACUUACAGCUGCCGCUUUGCAACAUUUUAAGAGCCCGUCAGUUCACACCACUGCAACUGGAGGAGACUAUGUACACUUAAUUUAAAUAGAUUUAUUUAAGUUACUGCACAAUAAAUACGGCACUACAAGAGGGACGGUAUUGCAUAUUAACUGUUUUCCCCUGUAUCUUUAUCAUCUUGAUAAUGCAGAGCAUCAAACUACAGUCUACAAUUUCUGCUCAUCACUAAUUCUUUCGUCAUAAAGUGUGUCUCAAAUCACAUACUUCUGUUAGCAUACUGUUUUACAGUACAUUUAAAUGCAGCACAGAGCCUUACUCAUAGCGGGUUAGGAUAGUCUCAAAUAGCCCACUGCCAUUUUGCUCUAACAGGAAGUGACAAGGGUGUAACUUUCUAUUUUUUUUGUAACAGCAAAUUAUGAAUCAACAUUAGGCAUUUAUAAUCCAAAUUUUGCAAAUAUUUUCACUCAUUAUCACAUUAUUUUCUUGAAGAAAAUUAUUUUAUUUUGCCUAAAGUAGCUACUUUUUCUUGAUUGAAAUCUGCAGCCAUUGUUAAUAACAUGGAAGCUAGCUAGUGCGCUAAUGUUAGCUAGUGUGCUAGUAUGCUAAUAGCACAAUACACGCUACCAUGCCAUGCCAUUUGUUUAGGGUGCAAAGUGUCUUAUUCUUGCACAGUUUUGAGUGUGUGAGUAGUAUACUCAUGUGCACUAUUUAUUAUUUCGUACAGAAGUAUGCAAUUUGGGACACAGUGAUAGUGUGGCAGCAAAAUUUCCCAGCAUGUAUAAACAAAAGAAUGCUUUGCUAGCUCUGUCUUGUUAUAAUCAAAUAUUUGGGGAGAGUGAAAUUUUUCCCAUGGAUAAAUUUAGUCAUGACAGCCUUGAAUUUCUCAUGUAUUAGGUCAUAUAGUGCCAUAUGUUCUGCUUACGUGCAAAACUGCCGGAGAAGACGGGAGUUAAAUUAUUUCCAAAAUUCACAGCAUGAUUUAUCUAACAAAAUAGUUCACUUCGAACAAACAUUUUUUUGAUGUUCAUUAAGUUUUACCAAGUAUUCCAUCCCCUUUUUCCUAUUUAUAUGCAUGCAAUAUCCAAAAACCAGCUGUUUGCGACUUGCAGGAUUUGCUGGCCUGAUUCAAGCUGCAAUGGUCCAUUUGAGACAGCUGUAACUGUUGCUAGUGACGUUCUACAAUGGUCUUGUUGUCCCGAGUCUUUAGUCUGAACUGGGCUUAAAAGUAAGUAACAACCAGUUGGUGAUGGCGUGCUCACUCUCAUUAAAGGUAAUUUGACUUGGAGUCAUAGACAAUCAAAAAUGUUUUACAUAUAUUACAGAUCAAGGAGUCUCUGACUGGAUUAGUAGCAGUUAAACAAUUGUAUUGACACAAUUUAAACAAAUAAUCAGUUGCAACAAGCCUUAAAUUGCUUUAUGUUCUCCCCAGUCAUUUUGUGUGGGGGAUUAAAUCGUUUGAAAAAUCAGACCUAAAAUUGUCUAAUGUAUAGUGAGCAUUAGCCUUACAGUGGUUUGCUUUAGUUUUUUAUGUGCUAGUUAAUUUAUUCCUGUUACUUUGGGAGCAAAUUUGAAGAUGCUUGAACUAGAAUUUUUCAAUGAUUCCCAUGAAUUUGGCUUUUACUGUAAAGAUGUUAUUUGUUCUCAUGAGCGGGAUAAAAGUGGCUUCUUUUUCCAGAGUGUUAUACUUCUUUCAUUCAUGGAGAUUCUGUUACACCUCCAUUAUACCACUGACUAAAGUGAAACAUCACGGCUACUUUCUUGUGUGGGCAUUUUACAAACGCAAAUGGCUCCAAAUAUGUAAAUAAAAAUGCGUCAGAAAAUUGUAGUUUGUUAAAAUAUGAACAAAAGUGUAAACGUACAUGUGGACAGACUCUGAUUACUGUUUACAUUUGUUAAAUGUCUUUUUUUGUUGUGAGGAUAUUUUAAAACAGCAUGCUAAGAAACUUCUAGAAGCACAAAAGAAAACUUACCUUGGUUCUGUUCCUUUGUAUUUCAUGUAAAUAGGUGUGACAUACAGUACUAUAAUGGGAGAGAUAUUUCUUAAAUCCAUUUGUACUAGCUUUGUAGAAAGUUGAUUCUAUUUUGAAAGAGCAUCGUAUAUUUGAUAGCCAAAUUAUAAGCUGUGUAAAUGUUUAUUUAUGGUGAAGUUUAUAAGAGGAACUGCUCGUGUAGCUGAUCAUUUUAUGUACCUCUUUGUUCAAAGGCUGAAAAGUCAUUGCAUGCAUUUUGAUUGCAUUUGACCUUAGUUGCCUGAGAGAGCAAUACAAGCCUGUUUAUUUAUUUCUCUUUAUUUCAGAAAUGUCUUGCAGUCUUCUGAAAAAUUUGUUAUUAAAUACUACGUUAAUAAUCAAUGCCUGACUAAUGCUUUUUCUGCAUAUGAACACACUAAGAAGGUUAUGUGCCACUGGACUGCAAAUGUUGUCACUGUCUCUUUAAAAAAUUAUCAGUUUGCAAUAAAAAAUCUAACUCCCAUUGAUUUCAAUGGUACAUAGGUGAAUGUUGUCUGAAUAGAGGGUUAUUUUUAUCAUUUAUGAUCUUAUUUCAUGAAGCUAUCAUACUUUCACAAGCUCCUAUAUUGCAGUGUUCCUCUGCUUGUUGCUUUGCAUAUUGAUAGCAUUGUUGUUUUCAAUAUAGUUGUGGCUAUUUUGUUACCUGGAGGUCUAUUUUGUACUGUAAAUGACUCGAGAAAAUAAAUAUACUCACACUG
Cheilinus undulatus (humphead wrasse) is the source of this 5600-nucleotide messenger RNA. Its product is annotated as coiled-coil domain-containing protein 136-like. The transcript is spliced from 10 exons. Gene Ontology annotation, cellular component: acrosomal membrane. The record is from RefSeq and is a predicted model, not a curated record. Gene Ontology annotation, biological process: single fertilization; acrosome assembly. Bases 33 to 1433 code for a protein of 466 amino acids. Lineage: Eukaryota; Metazoa; Chordata; Actinopteri; Labriformes; Labridae.